GGACAUUGGAGAUCUUUAAAUGAGGUCAAGAGUAGAACUUGUCUCUUUUUAUAGGUGAAACAGUGAGCAGACAUUAACUGACCCCUCUACUGAUCCCUUAAAUGCGUUAUUGCGAAUAAAUAACCUUUUAUAGACAGAAUUUAGCAGAGGUGAUCUGCGCUGGAGGUGGUCAUACUGUCUGCUCUGAUUUAACCUGACAGUAGAGGGGUUCGCGAUUUCAUUUGCUGAAUUUUUUAAAAUUCUUAAGUCAGUUUAACGCUGACAGUUUUACUUGCUCGCGUUGCAAUUUUUUAUUUUAAUUAAAUUUUUUAUUUUAAUUAUUUUUUAAAAUGUACGGAGUUAAUUACCAAGAACUGACUAACAGGAUGCUCUCUUCAAUGGAUGAGUUCCAAGAAGCAUUCCAGUUGUUUGACAGCCGUGGAGACGGCAAGAUCCACGUGUCCCAAAUCGGCGAUGCCCUAAGGGCUCUAGGGCAAAACCCCACCGAGUCAGACGUCAAAAAAUUCACCCACCAGCACAAACCAGAUGAGCGCAUCAGUUUUGAAGUUUUCUUGCCAAUUUAUCAAGCUAUUAGCAAGUCUCGCACGUCUGACACUGCUGAUGAUUUCAUCGAGGGAUUACGUCACUUUGAUAAAGAUGGAAAUGGUAUCAUUUCCUCAGCUGAGUUGAGACACCUGCUAACUACUCUUGGUGAGAAACUGAGCGAUGAAGAAGUCGAAACUCUUUUAGCUGGGCAUGAAGAUUCUCAAGGAAAUAUUAAUUACGAAGAAUUUGUCCGUCAUGUUAUGUGCGGUUAAUUUAUAAUAAUGAAAAACUAAUAUUCCUAAUGCAUUUAAUUAAAUUUCUAUUCAAUUUUCCAUUUA
Cotesia glomerata is the source of this 863-nucleotide messenger RNA. RefSeq names its product myosin-2 essential light chain (gene Mlc-c). Gene Ontology annotation, molecular function: calcium ion binding; myosin heavy chain binding. The record is from RefSeq and is a predicted model, not a curated record. Lineage: Eukaryota; Metazoa; Arthropoda; Insecta; Hymenoptera; Braconidae. Gene Ontology annotation, cellular component: myosin II complex. Bases 330 to 797 code for a protein of 155 amino acids. The transcript has 4 exons.